UUAUGAGGGUACCCACACCAUCCCUGCGCUGAGUUCCUGGGUCUGUACAACCCGUUGUGCCCAUUAUGAGGGGUUCCCACCAUCCCUGUGCUAAGUUCCCAGCUCUGUAUGCCUGCUGUGCCCAUUAUGAGGGGUUCCCACCAUCCCUGUGCUAAUUCCCGGGUCUGUACCCCCGCUGUGCCCAUUAUGAGGGGUACCCACCAUCCCUGCGCUGAGUUCCCGGGUCUGUACACCCGUUGUGCCCAUUAUGAGGGGUUCCCACCAUCCCUGUGCUGAGUUCCCAGCUCUGUAUGCCUGCUGUGCCCAU
Messenger RNA from Staurois parvus, 307 nucleotides. The record is from the annotation of a GenBank genome assembly. NCBI's taxonomy places the organism in Eukaryota, Metazoa, Chordata, Amphibia, Anura, Ranidae.